Molecule: messenger RNA, 2443 nt
Organism: Vitis vinifera (wine grape)
Lineage: Eukaryota; Viridiplantae; Streptophyta; Magnoliopsida; Vitales; Vitaceae
Product: protein NUCLEAR FUSION DEFECTIVE 4
Exons: 3
Coding region: 512-2233 (573 amino acids)
Cellular component (GO): membrane
Source: RefSeq, a predicted model, not a curated record
AAAAACAAGAGCCUACUUCUAAUUUGAGGAAAACACCCACCAUCUAACGCUCCACCUGCCCUCCUCAUCCAAGCCAUUUGCUUCCAAUGUUAAGCCUUCCAUUUCUAUCCAUUUCUUCAAAUUUUAAACUCCUUAGUCCAUUUCCAUUGCUUGCAGAAGACUCAUGAAGAGGCGGUCUCAUGUUCAUAUUUAAAUGAUGGAGGGAGAUGAUGACAGGGAGAAGAUAGAGAGUGUAGAUUAUUAAAUUGAAAUAUUUAUGUAUUAAUUUUUGUUUGUGCAACACGAAAAACAAAACGUUUUUUAAAAUUUGAAGGGAUGAUAUUUUUGGGAAAACGCAAAGCCUUAUAAAGGCUUUGAAGAAAAGUCUAAAGUUAGAGAACUUGUGACGGUGUGAGAGAGGCUUCUCUCAGACAAAGACCCUCCUCCCUCUGUCCCCGUGUGUCCAAGCGAACUCCAAAAGAGGAAGGGGAAGAGGAAGAGGAAGAGCGGAAGCUCUUGUGGUGUGAAAGUGAUGGUGACACUGAAAGCAGGAAGCAGACCGCCAUGGGUGGGUUUGGGAGCUGCAGUUUGGGUACAGAUUGCAUCAGGCAAUGCCUACACCUUUCCUCUCUACUCCCAUUCUCUUAAAUCCGUUUUGGGAUUCAACCAGCACCAGCUCACCAUGCUCGGCGUCGCCAACGACAUCGGCGAGAACGUUGGCCUUCUACCGGGCGUUGUCUGCAACAAGUUCCCUCCUUGGGUUGUUCUUUCGAUCGGUGCUUUUGCCUGCUUCCUUGGGUAUGGUGUUCUUUGGCUUGCCUUGAGCCGUACUCUUCUGUCCUUACCUUUUUGGUUGUUAUGGUUUGCACUUUGUGUUGCCACCAACAGUAGUGCUUGGUUGAGCACAUCUGUGCUUGUGACCAACAUGAGAAACUUCCCUCUCAGUCGGGGCACAGUAGCAGGCAUUCUCAAAGGUUAUGGGGGCCUCAGUGCUGCAGUAUAUACUGAAAUUUACACCACAACACUUCACAAAUCCUCGUCCGAGCUUUUGAUGUUCCUUGCCCUUGGUGUUCCUCUUAUAUGUUUCACCAUGAUGUAUUUCAUCAGGCCUUGUACUCCAGCUUCUGGGGAAGACUCUGCACAGCAUGGCCAUUUUCUUUUUACUCAGGCUGCCAGUGUUGUGCUCGGCUCAUAUCUUCUCACAACUACAAUAUUGAAUGAUAUAUUUUCUUUAAGUGCUCCAAUUUCCUAUACUUUUCUUGCUGCAAUGGUUCUCCUUCUCAUGGCUCCACUAGCAAUUCCUAUAAAGAUGACCUUGAACCCCACAAAUCGCAGCAAAUCAGGGAUGCUCAACCAACCAGUUGGGUCUUCAGAAAGUAUGCUUCAAGGAGAGGAAAAUGCAGACAAAACAGAACCAUUGCUGACACCAUCUUCGUCAACAGCAAGCCUUGGAAGUUUUCACAAGAAUGACUGUGUGUCAGAGAUAGAUAUGCUCCUUGCUGAGGGAGAGGGGGCAGUGAAGAAAAAGAGAAGACCCCGAAGAGGGGAAGACUUCAAGUUCACUGAAGCUUUAGUCAAGGUUGAUUUCUGGCUUCUGUUCUUAGUCUACUUUGCUGGUGUGGGUUCUGGGGUAACUGUUCUCAAUAACCUGGCCCAGAUAGGGAUUGCACAAGGUGUGCAUAACACCACAAUGUUGUUAUGUCUCUUCAGCUUUUGUAAUUUCUUGGGCCGUCUUGGUGGAGGUGCUGUUUCUGAACAUUUUCUCAGGUCAAAAACAAUCCCUCGGACAAUUUGGAUGACAUGCACUCAAGUAAUUAUGGUCAUUACAUACCUGCUGUUUGCUUCUGCUCUUGAUGGUACCCUCUAUGCUGCAACUGCAUUACUUGGGAUCUGCUAUGGUGUUCAAUUUUCUAUCAUGGUCCCGACUGUCUCUGAGCUUUUUGGCUUGAAGCAUUUUGGUAUUUUUUACAAUUUCAUGUCGCUGGGGAAUCCUCUUGGUGCCUUUCUAUUCUCUGGUCUCCUUGCAGGGUUUGUGUAUGAUAAUGAGGCAGCAAAGCAGCAAGGAAUGAAUCUACUCAAUUCAAGUGUCUCUUGCUUGGGUCCAAAUUGUUUUAGACUCACCUUCCUGGUUCUGGCUGGUGUCUGUGGUGUGGGCUCCAUCCUGAGCAUAAUUCUGACCAUGAGAAUCAGACCUGUUUACCAAAUGUUAUAUUCAGGAGGCUCCUUCAGGCUACCUCAAAAUUCAGAUCAUUGAGUUGAUCAAAAUGGAGCAUGGAAGCGCUGGAUCCUCUUGGAAAACCAUUUUUCCAAGUGAGUUUGUGUUCUUUUGGACUCUUGUCAAUUCAGUGCAUGUUUGAGCCCUCCUUAAAUUAGCACACUUUUACAUCUGGUUUGUUUUGUCAGCAUUAUAAAUUUAUAUCUGCCAUAUUGUGGGGUUUAAGCAAUCAAACAUAUUGGUGCCAAA